Eutrema salsugineum is the source of this 733-nucleotide messenger RNA. Its product is annotated as peptidyl-prolyl cis-trans isomerase CYP18-1. Gene Ontology annotation, cellular component: catalytic step 2 spliceosome. Gene Ontology annotation, biological process: protein folding; protein peptidyl-prolyl isomerization. The transcript has 5 exons. Gene Ontology annotation, molecular function: peptidyl-prolyl cis-trans isomerase activity. The coding region runs from base 107 to 589 and encodes 160 amino acids. Lineage: Eukaryota; Viridiplantae; Streptophyta; Magnoliopsida; Brassicales; Brassicaceae. The record is from RefSeq and is a predicted model, not a curated record.
AUCUCGAACGAACGAGCAAAACCAAAAGCGCCAAAAAGGCAUCGAAGCGAGGAACAAGAAAGCUCCGGUAGUUUCGAAUUUGGCGUUUCCAAGCAUCGUCGCAUCAAUGUCAGUAACAUUGCACACGAAUCUGGGUGAUAUCAAGUGCGAGAUCUUCUGUGACGAGGUUCCCAAGAGUGCUGAGAACUUUUUGGCUCUAUGUGCUAGUGGCUACUAUGAUGGUACUAUAUUUCAUAGAAAUAUCAAAGGGUUCAUGAUUCAAGGAGGAGACCCAAGUGGAUCCGGGAAAGGAGGAACUAGCAUCUGGGGAAAGAAAUUCAAUGAUGAGAUUCGCGAGUCCCUUAAGCACAAUGCAAGAGGGAUGCUCUCAAUGGCAAACAGUGGCCCAAAUACAAAUGGAAGCCAGUUCUUCAUCACCUAUGCAAAACAACCUCAUCUCAAUGGAUUAUACACCAUCUUUGGCAAAGUCAUUCAUGGCUUCGAAGUGCUUGACAUUAUGGAAAAGACUCAAACAGGUCCGGGAGAUAGGCCGCUUGCUGAGAUAAGGCUGAACCGUGUGACGAUCCACGCCAAUCCACUUGCUGGUUAAGUCAGAUGUCGCAGAACAGAACCGAACCAAGCCCUAUUGUUCUCUUCGUUUGUUUCAGAUGUCCAACGCUCAGUUUAUUUAUUUUUUAUAUGUUUUGAAUUUGUAUUCAAAAAGAUCAUAAACAAAAUUCAAAAAGACCAUAAG